Magnolia sinica is the source of this 606-nucleotide messenger RNA. RefSeq names its product kunitz type trypsin inhibitor 104-like. Gene Ontology annotation, molecular function: endopeptidase inhibitor activity. The record is from RefSeq and is a predicted model, not a curated record. The transcript has a single exon. Bases 1 to 606 code for a protein of 201 amino acids. Lineage: Eukaryota; Viridiplantae; Streptophyta; Magnoliopsida; Magnoliales; Magnoliaceae.
AUGGUGAGAGUGACAAGUUGUUUGAGCUAUCUAUGGCUGCUCGUAGCCGUACCAUCGGCUGUCAUCGCUCAAAGCUCGCCCAACACGAAUCCCGCUGUACUCGAUGUCGCCGGGCAGCCGUUGUUACCCGGCGUGGAGUAUUACGUCUUGCCGGAUACGCAACGUGGAGCUACCGGUGGCGGUCUGACCCUCAUUAACCGCAAUGAAUCCUGCCCAUUGUAUGUAGGCCAGCAUUCCAGAAGCUCAACCGGUCUACCGGUCAUAUUCACGCCUUUCUUUGCCAGUGAGACGGUUAUAUAUGAGGAUGCAGAUUUCACCGUCCAAUUCGCAGCAGUUACAAUAUGUGCGCAGUCCACACAGUGGGAACUCGAUGAAUCUGAACUGUCAAACGGAUCUGUACUUAUAAGGACUGGAACAGAUCCCCUUUACCUUAGGAUUCCGACGAAAGAAACGGACGGCGAUGGUUACAGGCUGUAUUUUUGUCCCACCACUGUUUGUCCAAUUUGUAAAUAUAACUGUGGAAAUGUUACUGUUGUGAAUGAGGAUGGGAAGAGAUUGCUGGCGUUGUAUGGUCCAGCUCUUCCUGUUGUGUUUAGGAGGGCUUGA